Messenger RNA from Coccidioides posadasii C735 delta SOWgp, 1632 nucleotides. RefSeq lists its product as uncharacterized. NCBI's taxonomy places the organism in Eukaryota, Fungi, Ascomycota, Eurotiomycetes, Onygenales, Onygenaceae. The record is from RefSeq and is a predicted model, not a curated record.
AUGAUGUUAGACGUGCAGCCGGACGGUUUUGGCCCAAUGGAAGGCGUUGUAGCCCCGCAGCCACGGGAGCCUCAACCAGUAUCGUUCUCUCGUGCUGAAACAGAAGACAUCGCAGAAGCCCAAUCGAGUGAAGCCCGGUUAACCCAUAGAGACUUUAUUGUUGGUGUUGAUUUUGGAACAACUUAUUCAUCCGUCUCGGUUCUCUGCGUUCCGAAAGGUGACGCUGGUGACAUCGCGGUCCGAAAGGACGAAAUCGUCAAUAUUUCGAAUUACCCGAACGCGCCAUCACAUCACAACGAGAGCCGCGUUGACGUGCCCACCGAGUCCUGGUACACAAAAAGAUCGCCAUAUUGCAACCCAGUAUACCAUGAUGAAGUCAACGACGUUGACGCCUCCGACGACGCUGAAGCGUCCGACGACGAAGGUAACAAUAUUGUCGACUCGGAUACUAUGGACAUUGAUGAGGUUGAUGACGAGGAGGACGAGCGUAAGUCAUUGUACUGGGGAUAUGAAGUUCGGCAAGCAAUUAGACAGCACUGCGAACCCAACAAUCUCGCAAGCCCUAUCCACAGGUUUAAGUUGCUUCUUGACAGGGGUGAACUUACCAGAACAAUUCGAGAAGAACUUGCGCCAACCGUGCAAACCCUUAAGGAGCGGAAGAUCAUUAAGGGGGAGAUUGAUCUGAUUGCAGACUUCCUAACAAAAUUGUUUUCCCACACCAAACACCAAAUGCGUCGACAGUACCAAUACGAGGGAACCGAGUCUAUAAAAUUUGUCUUGUGCAUUCCUGCCAUAUGGUCUCAAAAGGCAUGCCGUGUCAUGCAAACGGCAAUGACUACAGCGCUUCAAAGAGUAGAGUUCAUCACGGAAGCUUUUCAUGAUGUUGACAACCUCCUCAUUGUCCAUGAACCGGAAGCGGCAGCAUUUUAUGUGUUGGCAGAAUCUAGAGAUAUUGAGUUGGGCGAAGCGUUUGUCCUCCUCGAUGCCGGUGGCGGGACUGUUGACGCUGUCACGUACAAGGUGACAAGUACCUUACCUCUAAAACUUGAAAGAGAAGCAGGAACCCCAGGUGGCGCCCUCUGUGGGUCCAGCUAUCUUAACGAGAACUUUAGUAGACUGAUCAGGGAUCGUUUGGCCGGUGAAUACUACUUGAUUGACAAUGGAUACCCGGUAGAAAGGAAAAUAGAUUUCAUCCUCGAGGAGUUUGAGAAUAGGGUGAAAAGAACAUUUAACCCUAGAGAAAAACGCAAAAUAGAGGUUUUUAUGUUUGAUGGGCUGAGGGAAAAUACGGAAAAGAAAUUUAGACCGCACGAGAUGCGCGUUGACAUCAACUCCACAGGCAAGGACCCGACUAAACGAUGGCUUCGUCUCUGGGACCUAAGGAAAGACAUGCUGUCGAUUUUCAAUCCGUGUCUCGAACAAAUAUCGCGGCUCAUGCUGCAACAAAUUGAGCAGGCAGAAGCCCAUCAGGUUUUUGUUACGAAAGUGUUACUCAUUGGCGGGUUUGCCGCAUCUCCUGCCCUUGAGUACCAUCUGAGGAAAGAGCUUAGACAGUUCUCCAACAGACGUAACCGUCAAAAGGGACUUACAGCGGAGCAGCUGUGGCCUCUGGUGCUGUACUAUGGGCAAUGA